Molecule: messenger RNA, 1195 nt
Organism: Coturnix japonica (Japanese quail)
Lineage: Eukaryota; Metazoa; Chordata; Aves; Galliformes; Phasianidae
Gene: IAH1
Product: isoamyl acetate hydrolyzing esterase 1 (putative)
Molecular function (GO): hydrolase activity, acting on ester bonds
Source: RefSeq, a predicted model, not a curated record
CUUCCCUGUCGGCCCCGCCUUCCCCCCGCUGUGGUAGGCGGACAUCCGCCCGCCAUGGCGCUGGCUGAGGCGGUUCGUGGCCGGCUGGUGUCAUGGCCGCGCGUGGUGCUGUUCGGGGACUCCAUCACUGAGUUCUCCUUCCAGGAGGGCGGCUGGGGAGCGACCCUCGCCAACAGGCUGGUCAGAAAAUGUGACGUUGUGAACCGUGGGUUCUCAGGGUACAACACCAGGUGGGCCAAACUCAUCCUGCCGCGGCUGCUGGCUCCGGGUGCUGCUGCCGAGAGCACUGCUGCUGUCACCGUCUUCUUCGGAGCUAACGACAGUGCUUUGAGAGAUGUGAACCCGAAGCAGCACGUUCCUUUGGAGGAAUACGCCGCCAACCUGACGAGCAUGGUGCGCUACCUGAAGUCCAUCGGCAUCAUUGAGGACAGGAUCAUUUUGAUAACGCCGCCCCCUCUUCAGGAAUCAGCUUGGGAGAAGGAGUGCCUCGCCAAAGGUGACAAGCUGAACCGCCGCAACGUCACCACUGGGGAGUACGCGCAGGCCUGUGUUCGAGUGGCCAGGGACUGCGGGACUGAUGUGCUCGACCUGUGGACGCUGAUGCAGAAGGAUCAGGAUUUUUCUUGCUAUCUGUCUGACGGGCUUCACCUGUCACUGAAGGGGAAUCACUUUCUCGUGGGACAGCUCUGGUCACACCUGGAAAACAGACUCUCAGCUCUGCCUUCAUUGCUUCCUUACUGGCGGGACGUGGAUCCCCAGCACCCUGAGCUCACCCUGCUGGGAGGGGCCCAGGAGUGAAGCCCAGCCCAGCUGAUGGAGUGAGUGCAGGUACAGCUGCCUUGUACCUCUGUGCUCCUGCUGCUGGUGAUGAAGAUUGACGUGGACUGUCUGCUCUGUAAUCAUUUCUUCCAAUAAAGAUUGGCCGAGGGCUGGAAACGGCGCUGGAUGGACGUCGUCACCUUCCUGCUGCAGCUGCUGGCAACAAGCAGCGUGUGUGUGUGUGUGUGUGGCAGUGUCUGGAAUAGGGCUCAGAGCAGAGGAUGGGGUGUGUGAGGGCAGAGCUCUGCCCCCACCUCACAGGCUGUCAGCUGGAGGGGCCUCAUCUUUUACAAAACAGCUGCACACACAACUUUUGUGUAAUUGAUUUUAAUAUAAAAAGCUUUUACUGUACUGGGAAUUAAAUUAACUCCUCACA